Quercus lobata is the source of this 1992-nucleotide messenger RNA. RefSeq lists its product as uncharacterized. NCBI's taxonomy places the organism in Eukaryota, Viridiplantae, Streptophyta, Magnoliopsida, Fagales, Fagaceae. Bases 1 to 1992 code for a protein of 663 amino acids. The record is from RefSeq and is a predicted model, not a curated record. The transcript has 4 exons.
AUGAUCCAUACGAAAAACUGUUUUCUCUCUAGAGAAGAGGAAGAAAAGCUCGAAUGUAGCAACAAGAAGGUGAAGAAUGUCCGUCAUGCUGGCUUCCCUACAAGGCCGGAGGCAAGGCCUAGGUCCUCGGGGGUGGUGGAAAGUCCUAAGGUAGCGGAAGCUUCAUUCAAGGAUAAGCUUUUGGGGGAGAUACCAGGAGCAUAUAACCACGCGUUUGCCUUUGAUGAGAGCAUGGAUACAGAUAUAGACUCCGAUGAAGAGGUUGAAGAACUUAGAGAAGGGUUCACUGCAGUAAAGCUCUCCAAGGACGUUAAGCAUCGUAUUAGAGUAGCCUGGGCGAGUUCCUUUAUUGCCAAAGUUUAUGGUCGAGCCGUGGGCUUUAACUAUAUUCAAACAAAACUCACUGCGCUCUGGAAACCAACCGGCAGACUGGAUAUCAUUGAUCUUGGAAAGGAGUUUUUUCUCACGCAAUUCAGCUGCAAGGAGGAUCAUGAUAUGGUUCUUAGGAGAGGUCCAUGGUUCAUCGGGGAUCAUUUUCUCUCGAUACGGCCUUGGGAGCCCACUUUUAAGCCAUCAAUGGCGAGUGUGUCCACCAUUGCCGUGUGGAUCCGACUUAAUGAGCUUCCUAUUGAAUAUUAUGAAGUUGAGGUUCUCCAACAACUGGGAAACUCCAUUGGGAAGGUUUUGCAGAUAGAUACUCACACAGCAACAGAAACAAGGGGCCGCUUUGCGAGACUCUGCGUUCAGGUGGAUAUUGACAAGCCGUCAGUCACCACAAUCCUGGUUGGAGGGGAUGAACCCACACCCUCUGAGCAAGAGGACAAAUACGGUCCUUGGUUGGUGGUAUCCAAAAAACGACAGCGUAACAAGACCACGAGGGGAGCGCUUGAAGGGGGUACGUUUAGCCAUCUCAGAGUAAGUGGUGGUAUGGCAUGCCUCCAAGUGGGGCCAAGGGAGGUCAGUCCAACUGGCCAAGUUCAUUGGAACAAAACCUUCAUGACUACGGGCUCUAGGCCAGCAAACAAGGACGAUGGGCCAGUGAAUAUGGACUGUUCUUCUACAAGCCCAUCUCACAUUAAUAUGAUGAUUGUAGGCCAAUUUAAUAGUGGUACGUCCCUAUCCCUGGCCCAUAGCCCGUCGGUCAAGGGCAAAAAAGGCAUUGCACGUGGUAAGGCACCUUUAUCGUCUAAUGGUUCAGCCGCAAAUCUCACUGGUUCAGCCGCAAAUCUCACUAACAUUCAUAACCACAAUUCUACUCCUCUAUUACCGAAAAGCUACAGUGAUGGAGCAAGUCACAAUAGCGAGUUCACUUUCUUGGCAAAGAGCGACUUGGUGCAUCAAUCUGGAAGUUCAAGGAAGGGCCAACCAGUGGUGAUGUUCAAGAAGAUGGGAUGGAAUUUGAAGGAGCAAGAGGAGCCUUUACCUCCUGUUGACGAUUAUCCUCUUCCCCUCAUAUCUUUUAUCACGAAUAUCAUCGUUUGGAAUAGUAGGGGUGCCUUAAAACCCAGUUUUCAAAGUCAUAUUAGGGAGCUAGUUCGUGUUUAUGAUCUUGAUGUGUUUGUGGUUAUCAUGCCCUGGGUUAUUGCAGGGGAUUUUAAUGAGCCUCUUUUUAGUGCUAAUAAGUUAGGAGGAAGGGAUGUCAACAUUAGGAGAUCACUACUUCUAAAGGAUUGCCUGGACAUAUGUAAUAUGAUUGAUCUAGGGUUCUCAGGUUCAAGGUUUACUUGGACUAAUUGCAAAGAUGCUCCCAUUCUCAUCCAAGGGAGAAUAGAGAGAUUCUUCGUUAAUCCUGAUUGGUGCACUCUCUACCCUGAAGCUAAAGUUUCCCACUUAACCAGGUGCCAUUCGGAUCAUUGUUUGGUUCUUAUGGAAACCAGACCUUCUAAGUGGUCUAGACCAAUUGGGCCAUUCAAGUUUCAGAGUUUUUGGCUUUCAGACCCCUCCUUUCCCAGGGUUGUCCAGCAAGCUUGGAGUCAGGGCCAUCACCUUUAG